Jatropha curcas is the source of this 1209-nucleotide messenger RNA. RefSeq lists its product as uncharacterized. Lineage: Eukaryota; Viridiplantae; Streptophyta; Magnoliopsida; Malpighiales; Euphorbiaceae. The record is from RefSeq and is a predicted model, not a curated record.
AAACAUAAACGUGUACUUCAGACAUAGAGGAAAGCAUAUUUAUAAUCUUUCUAGUUUAAUUAACUUCAGUUCAUGACAUAGAGAAAGAGCGACGGGGAAAGAUAGCAAGGGAGAUGAACAAACAAGAUCCCCUGCCUUCAUCGUCUUCCCACCGGGAAAUUUCUCCAGCACCGGAAAAUGUGCGUGCCAAGAGCAUCGGUUGCAUGUCUGGAAUUUUUCGCUUCGUUUGCAAAUAUCAUAAUCGCCGAAGAUUCAUCACUUCCGGAAAGAAGCAAGAAAAGAACGUCGGCUCUCCUCCACCACAAGAAAGUAGCACUGAUCUCCCGAAAUCGUCAGGCGACGUGGUUCCGAAAAGUCCAACGUUGCCGGUAGAGAUGAGAAUCUCAGCCGACAACUACCGUUCUCCGCCAGCGCUGAUAGCAAGGUUGAUGGGACUGAGUGAAAUUCCAACGGCAGAAACAGCGGUGGAGGAGAAACGGCGGAGACUGUUAGGAGCGUUGGAGAAAUGCGACCAGGAUCUAAAGAGUUUAAAGAAGAUGAUUGAGGUGGUGAAGAGCGUGAGUGGCAACACUACAAACGGCAAUAGUAAGAUUGAGAAACUGUAUUACCAUAUGACAACAAGAAAAGAAAAAUGGAAUCAGUUGGAAGCCAUAUCCAUGAGUAUGAGAAGUACUCUUUCAAUGGUGGACGACUUCACUUCUUUCUGCAGUUACUCAAAACGUCACAACAACUGCACUGCAAAUGGGCGAGCACAACAGCAACGGAAAAGGAAGCCAGGAGAAGAGGAUAUCAUCAACAUAAGUUUAUUUGAGAGAAACAAAACAGAAAUUAUUCCAGAAAGGAGUGAUGAGAAGUUAGCUUCUUCGCCUCCAUGGAAGAGUAGUAAGGCCAUGGUAGAUAGUGUAAAUGAAGUUUGUAGGGACAUUGCUUGGGGCCAGAGAAGAGAAAUUGGGAGAAUAGGUUUGGCUUUGCAAGAUUAUAUAUUCAGAGACAUUAUUGAAGAGACUGUCAGAGAAAUGGGAUGUUAUUUCUUUUAUCCAUCACCAAUAUUACCACUUGAAUCCUGUAAGAGAAGACUGCGUUUCUAAUUUCCUUCGCUACUGUUUCUUUUUUCCUUUUCUGAGUUUUCUUUCAUGUACUACUAGGAAGUUGUGAUAUUGUUAUUGGUUCUUCUCCCCUUAAAAAAUGGUCUAUUUUUUAUUUUUCAUA